AUGGCUAUGAAGAUCAUCUUAUAUAUUAUAUUCACCUCCUUGGUCUCUGGGAGACCCCUUCUACCACCAAGAGCUCUUCCUAGAGCUAUUAACCAUGCUCAAGGAGUCAGAAUUCCAGAUUAUAUGCUAAACCUUUAUCACACUCUCAUGGGAAACAAUAAGGAUCGUAAAAGACCAGAGAUUCAGGUCCUGGAGGAGUCUGAUACUAUCCAGAGUCUUACUGCAAAAGAUUUCACAGUAGAAGAUGAUCGGUGGUCAUUGACUUUUGACUUCUCUUCUGUUUCAAGAACUGAUGAACUAAGAAUGGUUGAACUCCGAGUCCAUCUUCCACCAUUUACAAAAUCCAGCAACAUAACAGUAGACAUCUACCACAUCAACAAUGGUCAACACAAACUCUUCUUGGGAUCAGUCAUGACAAAUAUACCUGAUGUUGGAAAUAAUUCUUUGACAACUGUUAAUGUCACCAAGAUCAUUGAAAAAAGUUUAUGGGGAAAGAGACCGGCCAACAAUGGAGAAGAUGAUAAGACUUCAGAAGACAUUUCUGAUAAGAAUUUAUUUGAGAACUCAAGAAAGAUCAAGAAGCGUGAUGUCUCUCUACCUGAAAUCACUACAGAUCAAGCCAUCAUUGUGUUUUUUACUAAGCAUAAGCCAUUUUCCAAACCUGAGACUCCAAGCCUACUAAAAAAACUGUCAGUGGACACUAUGAAGAUGGUUGCAUUUCGUAGACACAAGAGGACCAAAAGGGAAAACCAGCUAGGAAAUCCAAGCAGUCUUAUUGUAGGGGCAGAGUUCAAACCAUCAUGUAAAAAAGUGGACAUGGUGGUGGACUUCAAAGAAAUAGGUUGGGACAAAUGGGUCAUCUACCCCAAAAAGUAUAAUGCUUACCGAUGUGAGGGAACCUGCCAUUCACCACUAAAGGAGGCCUCAAAGACAACAAACCAUGACUAUAUAAAGAAUUUGAUCAAGUUAAAAGAUUCGGAAAGAAUGGAAUGUUCAUCAUGCGUUCCCCUUAAGAUGCGGCCAUUGUCCAUGAUGUUCCAUGAGAAUAGACACCUUGUUGUAAGGCACCAUGACGACAUGAUCAUUGAAGAGUGCGGAUUUCAGUGA
Hyla sarda is the source of this 1107-nucleotide messenger RNA. RefSeq names its product nodal homolog 3-A-like. Gene Ontology annotation, biological process: BMP signaling pathway; SMAD protein signal transduction. The record is from RefSeq and is a predicted model, not a curated record. The coding region runs from base 1 to 1107 and encodes 368 amino acids. Gene Ontology annotation, molecular function: cytokine activity; type I activin receptor binding; growth factor activity. Gene Ontology annotation, cellular component: extracellular region. NCBI's taxonomy places the organism in Eukaryota, Metazoa, Chordata, Amphibia, Anura, Hylidae. The transcript is spliced from 3 exons.